CUUAUUCUGCCAGUUUAAAACAUCAGUUGAUCGUGAUAAGAUGGCUACAAAUUCCGCUUUCCAUUCCUUGUCCUGGGAUAAUUCCUAUCCUGUGCAGAACCCGCAGCAGAGACUCUAUAGACAAUGUGACUUUAACUGUAUGUGUUGUGCCAAAAUGCAGCUUGGAAAUUACUGUCCGUGCAAUGUUCCCAAGCAAUCUUGUGCAACCCAGACUGUUGAGCUUGACACAUUUCCUCAGACCAUGACAGUGGAUAACUUGUGGAAAAGGGGGACAUCGGAACACACUUCUCUACAAAGUCUUAUCACCAAAUCCAUCGACAAGUACAAUUUGAAAUCUUCAAAAGACACUCAUCUCCAAACAGCAGUGAAGGAAGUGGUGACAAUCAUCAGAGCGGGCAAUCAUUCUCUCCAAACUGGCGAUGAGGAGAAGAAAGUGAAGAACCGGAUUUUGAGGGCCUUAGAGUGGAGGCGGUACUAUUCCAGAAAGAGAACACAUGCAUCAAGUCUUGGUGUGAAAGUGAGUAAACUUUUAAGGAAGAACCAUGCAGGGACUGAUCAGGCUGAGGGAGACAAAGAAAAUCUGCUUCCACAAGAUCUGCAUGAAGUAGGGCAUGAUAACCGUGGUUUCAGCGCAGAGUCUCAAAGCAGUUCAAGUGACGGCGACAUUCCCCUGGCUGCUUUGGCUCAGAGAAAGGAAUUGAAGAAGCCCUGAUUCGAGUGUAACGGUUGCUUAACUUGCCUAAACCGCUGAAGAACUCAGUGAUAUUAUUUAAAAGACUACUUUUUUGUGUUUCACAGGAUGUGGAUUUGUUUAGUCAACAUGGUGAAAAUACAUGAACUUGUUUUCA
Molecule: messenger RNA, 848 nt
Organism: Saccostrea cuccullata (small rock oyster)
Lineage: Eukaryota; Metazoa; Mollusca; Bivalvia; Ostreida; Ostreidae
Exons: 4
Coding region: 41-712 (223 amino acids)
Source: RefSeq, a predicted model, not a curated record